Thermothelomyces thermophilus ATCC 42464 is the source of this 1100-nucleotide messenger RNA. RefSeq lists its product as uncharacterized. NCBI's taxonomy places the organism in Eukaryota, Fungi, Ascomycota, Sordariomycetes, Sordariales, Chaetomiaceae. The annotation marks the transcript as partial. The transcript has 2 exons. The record is from RefSeq and is a predicted model, not a curated record.
CCAGAACCCCUCCCCGCCCCGCGCGGUGCGCCAUCCAACCUCAAGAACUGUUUAUGGAGUCGUCACCUCUGAUCAAGGCGCACGAUCACGCCCGAGCGGCGGCAAUUGCGACGCAAACGUCCGACACAACGGUCGCCAUCAACGAGCACGCCCAGGCUGCCGGCGAGUUUGCGAACGCCUCCAAGAUCACAAGCAGCCAUGAGGCUCUGCGGACGCUGAAGCUGCUAGAGCAGCACCACAAGCGGCUGUCCGAGCUGCUGAAGUUUCCUACGGCCCCGCCCCGCCAGGCCAGUUCCGACGAGAUGGCCGAGGAUGACGAGAAGGAUGACGAGAAGGAGGGACUGGCAGUGAACGAGUCCAAGACGCCGUCGCCGUCGCCGCGGAACGAGCCACCCCCCGCCAAGAAGACGUCUCCGGCGAAGCCUCCCCCCACCCUCUCCCACCAGCGAUACCCCGGCCGGAACCUUUCGUCCUCGAUCGCGAGCAAUCUGGCUUCCGCGCGAGGCAUCCGGGCGAGCUAUAGCACGAAACCGCUGACGCCGAGCGUGUCCAACGACCAGGCUCCGGGGAGUCUGGAAGUGCAUCCGCGCAGGGAGGGCUCCACGAGGAGCAGAACCACGGACCAGCCGGAGCAGGCGCACAAGCCCAGCUGGGUUCCUCCGGUUAUCCAAGAAGACGCCGUCAGCGAACCGCCCAAGAGCGAGUCGAGCAAGAGCGAGCCGAGCAAGCCAGCGCCAAGCGAGGAUGGCUUCUCGAGAUUCUACAGCACUUUUGGAAGCCUUAUCAACCGGCUCUCCGCACCCCUGGCAUUCGCCGGCCUGCCAUUGAUCUCCGAGGAGCCGGCACCCACGCCCGCCGCGCCUCCCUCUGAAGUGCCCCAGAAGAAGUCCCGACAAAGGCACUCCGCUUCGUCCGCCGAGCCUGACCUCUCCAAGAUCUACUCGCGCGCCACCCUGCGCUCCCUCGAACGCGACGGCCACGGCGCGACCGACUCCUCCUUUUACGUGGUGCCCACCAGCGGCCACACGGCCUCGUACGCGAGCAUACUGAACCACGACAGCAAGGAAAAGCGCCGCAUCGCGGCCUCGCUCCAUCACACC